Molecule: messenger RNA, 942 nt
Organism: Pipistrellus nathusii (Nathusius's pipistrelle)
Lineage: Eukaryota; Metazoa; Chordata; Mammalia; Chiroptera; Vespertilionidae
Source: the annotation of a GenBank genome assembly
AUGCCCAAUACGGCCAUGAAGAAAAAGGUGCUGUUGAUGGGGAAGAGCGGGUCGGGGAAGACCAGCAUGAGGUCGAUCAUCUUUGCGAAUUACAUCGCUCGCGACACCCGGCGCCUGGGCGCCACCAUCGAUGUGGAGCACUCCCACGUCCGAUUCCUGGGCAACCUGGUGCUGAACCUGUGGGACUGCGGCGGCCAGGACACCUUCAUGGAGAAUUACUUCACCAGCCAGCGGGACAACAUCUUCCGCAACGUCGAGGUGCUCAUCUACGUGUUUGAUGUGGAGAGCCGCGAGCUGGAAAAGGACAUGCAUUACUACCAGUCGUGCCUGGAGGCCAUCCUCCAGAACUCUCCCGACGCCAAAAUCUUCUGCCUGGUGCACAAGAUGGAUCUGGUGCAGGAGGACCAGCGUGACCUGAUUUUCAAAGAGCGAGAGGAAGACCUGAGGCGUCUGUCCCGCCCGCUGGAGUGCGCCUGUUUUCGAACAUCCAUCUGGGAUGAAACGCUCUACAAGGCCUGGUCCAGCAUUGUCUACCAGCUGAUCCCCAAUGUUCAGCAGCUGGAGAUGAACCUAAGGAAUUUUGCCCAGAUCAUCGAGGCCGAUGAAGUUCUGCUGUUCGAGAGAGCCACGUUCCUGGUCAUCUCCCACUACCAGUGCAAGGAGCAGCGCGACGUGCACCGGUUCGAGAAGAUCAGCAACAUCAUCAAGCAGUUCAAGCUGAGCUGCAGUAAGCUGGCCGCUUCUUUCCAGAGCAUGGAAGUUAGAAAUUCCAACUUCGCUGCUUUCAUCGACAUCUUCACGUCAAACACGUACGUGAUGGUGGUGAUGUCGGAUCCGUCGAUCCCGUCCGCAGCUACUCUGAUCAACAUUCGCAACGCCAGGAAACACUUUGAGAAGCUGGAGAGAGUGGAUGGUCCCAAGCACAGCCUCCUUAUGCGUUGA